This is a messenger RNA of Trichomonas vaginalis G3, 135 nucleotides long. RefSeq names its product protein of unknown function, DUF4106 family. The transcript has a single exon. The record is from RefSeq and is a predicted model, not a curated record. NCBI's taxonomy places the organism in Eukaryota, Parabasalia, Trichomonadida, Trichomonadidae. The coding region runs from base 1 to 135 and encodes 44 amino acids.
AUGGGCGACCAGAGCCCAAAGGCAAAAAGGACAUGGGAAAUUUACAACAUACUAGGUGAACAUGAGGCAAAGAUGCAACAACUUGAAGCAGAGGGCAAGUUACCAAAAGCGACACCAAAGAAGAGAGAAGAGUAG